Molecule: messenger RNA, 621 nt
Organism: Pygocentrus nattereri (red-bellied piranha)
Lineage: Eukaryota; Metazoa; Chordata; Actinopteri; Characiformes; Serrasalmidae
Product: GTPase IMAP family member 6-like
Exons: 2
Coding region: 1-621 (206 amino acids)
Molecular function (GO): GTP binding
Source: RefSeq, a predicted model, not a curated record
AUGAAGUCCCCUCCUCAUAUGUCAGAGCUGAGGAUUGUUCUUUUGGGGGAGAGCAGCUCUGAGAUCAGCACAGUGGGAAACUUCAUCCUGAACAGACAUGCGUUUGAUACUGAAGCUCCUCCUUCAGUAGAGCAGCACAGUGAGAGAGCCAGAGGAAAGGUGGAGGGAAGAUACAUCACGGUCAUCAACACUCCUCACCUGCUUGAUCCUGAACUCUCUGUAGAUCAGACCACAGCGUGGUUUAAAGAGAGUUUGUAUCUCUCUGCUCCUGGACCUCAUGUGUUUUUACUGGUGCUGCAGUCUGGUACACUUAAAAGGGAGGAUCAGGAGAGAAUGAGGAGCAUAAUGGACGGUCCCUGGUUUAUGAAGCACGCUAUCAUUUUGUCUCUAGAUGAAGGGGUUAGCCCUCAUUCUGCUGCUGAAGCUCAGAAAGGAAGCAAUAAGCCUUUGCAUCUGAUCAUCAGAAAAUCAGAAGAACAACAUAAAGGUCAGGUGCUGCAGCUUUUGGAGAAGAUAGAAGAGGUGGUGACACUUAAUGGAGGAGGAUACCUGACCUAUCACACUAAUGAAUUGCUUAAAGCAGAAAAAAAAAACCUUAGAAAAGGGGAGCAAAAGGAUUAA